Molecule: messenger RNA, 636 nt
Organism: Acaulospora colombiana
Lineage: Eukaryota; Fungi; Glomeromycota; Glomeromycetes; Diversisporales; Acaulosporaceae
Source: the annotation of a GenBank genome assembly
AUGGUGAUGGAGACCAAGGACCUCCGACAGGCUGGUGCUACGAAGACUAAUAGAGAGGAGGCUCGUUAUCGCAACGAUGCGGAGCCUAAUGACGACAAGCUAGGAGACUGUGCCAAGCUACGCUGUGGACAAGUGGCCCGCAAGCCCAAACGCAAGCGCGCGUCGUCCGUAGACGACGAUUCGAACGAAGACGUUCCCAUCUCUGCCUUGGAGCCCAGAGAGCGUCAUGCGAGACGAAAGAGCGAGGCAGGUGCUCACGGAAGGAAUCAAUCGAGGACACGCCUCGAGGACAUUCUCUCUGAUGAGGAUGUAGUCAUGUCGGACGCUACGGUGGAGAAGGCCAAGCCUGGACCAAAACCAAAGAAAAAGGCACCUACUGCAGCGGAAAAGGCUGCUGUAAAGGUUGCUGAGCCGAGCAAGGAAAAGGAGGACACCCCGGCCAAGGAGGAGGGACCAGCAAAGGGCAAAGGCAAGGGCAAAGGGGCUGCAGCUGCUGGGGCCGCCACCACCACCGCUACUGGUGGACGAGGAAAGGGCAAAAAGGAUGCAGAUGCUAAACCUGAGAAGGAGACUACAUCAGCCACCAAGCCCAAGGAAACCGCAAAGGCGGCGAAGAAGCGAAAGACAGAGGACUGA